Molecule: messenger RNA, 636 nt
Organism: Caenorhabditis briggsae
Lineage: Eukaryota; Metazoa; Nematoda; Chromadorea; Rhabditida; Rhabditidae
Gene: Cbr-pha-2
Product: Protein CBR-PHA-2
Exons: 5
Coding region: 1-636 (211 amino acids)
Biological process (GO): regulation of transcription by RNA polymerase II; cell differentiation
Molecular function (GO): RNA polymerase II cis-regulatory region sequence-specific DNA binding; DNA-binding transcription factor activity, RNA polymerase II-specific
Source: RefSeq, a predicted model, not a curated record
AUGUAUGGUUUUUUUUCAAAAACAAUAGAUGGAACUGCAGACUUCAAUCCAUGGAUAAAUGAAAUUUUCAAAACUAUAUUUGAUUAUGAAAAUAUCGGUGAGCUAGAAAAUACUUCACUUUUGUUAAAGGUACUCUUUUGUUGCUACUCACUCCUUAUUAACCUUGUCUGGUCAAUUUCUUUGUUUCAAGUGACAUCCAUUUUCAAAACUACGAUUUUAUCAGGGCUUUUAGGGAAAAAAAAUUAUCGAAAAAAUCAAUCGGUGUUCGUUUUUGUUACAGUGAACGGCAGUCAACAUAUGGGAAAUAUGUGGGACCCGCGAAUUUCCUGGCUUUAUCCAUAUAUGAACAAGUCUCCACAAAAAAGGAAAGGAGGGCAAAUCAGGUUUACCAAUGAACAAACUGAUGCUCUGGAACAUAAGUUUGAUAGUCACAAGUAUUUGAGUCCCCAAGAACGGAAAAAACUUGCAAAGUCAUUGAGUCUCAGUGAACGACAGGUCAAGACCUGGUUCCAAAACAGACGUGCCAAAUGGCGUCGUGUACGUAAGGAUGGCGAAGAUGAAGAUGAGAUGCCAAAUGGAGCGUCAGCAAGAAGCCUCGGGCAGUUACAGUCUUCAAACCCCUAUUUACAUUGUUAA